CUCUUAAGCAGUGUGGAAAAAUUAAUUGAUAAUUAAUGCGAGCAUGUAUAAGCGUGUGGUGCGUGAGGUAGCGCGCGCGAGAAUAAAAACAGAGCAGCGCGCUUAUUCUAUAUUUCACAUUUAAUAACUUUAUAUGCCACAGCAGUAGCAGACAUUACUACGUACCGGGCGAUGUCAGUAUUCUUUUCCUGUCGAUAAAUAGCAGUUGUCUACACUACUCGUCUAAGCAAACUACAAUCUUUGUGAAACUAUACGUUAAUAGAAGAAUACACUGCUGAUUCCUAUUAUCGAUUCCAUAUCAAUUUCAAAAAAAUUAUAGAUGUCCAAUAUUUUCCACAGUACUAUUCUGGUGUAUAUAAAGCGUAUGGAAAGUGUGAUGAAAGCGUAACCGAAGUGUGUAUAAAACGUAGAUUGGGACAUCGAAGCGUUAGACACUUGUAUGACGCUUGUACGUCGCUUCAAGAAGCUGCAAGAAGUUUUCUAUUUUUGCCAGGAAAUUCAACAUCUCACGCGUUCUUAUUGAAGAAUUAUUAACAGCGACAGUAAUGAGAUCAAUCAUGGAAAAAAUAUGUGAUAUUUUGUCUCUUGUAAUAGAGAUAUUAUUGCUUAUUUUGAAAAUUUUAUAUUACAUCUGCGAGAAUAUAUACAGAGUAAUCAUUCCAAGAAAGAAGAAAAGCGUAACUGGUGAAAUCGUUUUGAUAACAGGUGCAGGUCAUGGUAUCGGAAAAGAAUUAGCGAUUGGUUAUGCUUUGCUAGGAGCAACAGUGGUAUGUUGGGAUAUCAAUAAAGAAACCAAUAAUGAGACGAUGAGUGAUAUUAAGAAGAUGGGAAUAGACUCUGUUUAUGCGUAUCGAUGCGAUGUAGCAGACAGAGAAGAAGUUUUUAGAAUAGCUGAGAAAGUAAAAAAAGAAGUGGGCGACGUUACUAUAUUGGUCAAUAAUGCCGGUAUAGGGUUUAGUAAAUCAUUUCUAAAUCAUAAUCCCGAUGAAAUUACCCGACUCACAAACAUCAAUUUGUUAGCACAUUAUUGGACGUUGAAAGCAUUUUUACCAAGUAUGAUUGAAAAGAAUUACGGUCACAUUGUGGCACUCUCAUCAAUAGUAGGACUCAUUGGUGCUCCUUAUGGAACGAUUUAUUGUCCUUCAAAAUUUGCAGUCAAAGGAUUAAUGGAAGCUAUUUCUGAGGAAUUACGUACACUGAGUAACGGAAAAUCCUCUAUUAAGUUCACUACAAUUUAUCCUGCUCUAGUGCUUACUGGAAUUGUUAAAAAACCAAAACUUAGGUUUCCAUGGUUUGGAAGUUAUAAACCACGGAAAGUAGCUUCGUUAAUAAUUGAUGCGCAAAGACGAAAUUACGAAAAUAAAAGUCUACCUUGGUUUUGGUUACCAAUAAUGAAGAUAGGAAGAUUAUUACCCGAAAAAGCAAUAAAGUGCAUACUGGAUUUCAUAGAUUCCGGGGUUUAUCCAGAAGAUUAAAAAAUAGAGAAAGAUCGAUAUCAACAUACCACUUUUUUUUAAGACUUCUCAAACAAACAAUAAAAAUAACUUUAGAAAAUAUAAGCUAUAGAAUAUAAAAUGUAAAAGUGCCUUCUAUUAACUGAUACAAUCGUUCCAGAUUUUACCAUAAUUACAUUUUCAUAAGAUAACGAAAAAUAAACGUCUGAUAAAGUAAGCUCUAAAAUCAAUAAUAAUGUUACAGUUUUCUUUUCUUUUUCUUUAAAAUGAGUCAUCCAUAUAAAAAAUAUUUACAAGUUAAUGUAUAUAAGAAUUUUUAAAAACUUUUCAUUUCGAAGACGUUUUUUAUCGAUUUAUAGAAAUACAUUAUGCUAUUUUGCAAAGCGCAGUAUGUAAAGCAACAAUAAGAUUUAGGUUUAAAUUAUUAACUUAACAGAUAAUUAUAGAUAGAUGUAUCUUUUAUUCUUUUCUUUAUUUUUUAUCUUAUAAUCUAUUUUAUUGAUGUGACAAUUUUUACUACACCGUGACUUUAUGUUUAAAUCUGUAUUAUGAGAACAAUAAGAAAGAGAAAAAGAAAACAGUUUCAAAAUGCUACAAAUAUGUAAGUAUAUAUAUUCAAUUAAACAUGAUAAAACAAUAAUAAAUAUUAUUUUAUUAAUAUCAUCUUUACUUAUAUCACAAAAUGAUGUAUAAAUAAAAAUAAGUAUACAAAUGUUUAUUUUAUAAAAAAAUAUAUUUUGUUAUAUAAGAUAUUACAUGAAAA
Molecule: messenger RNA, 2217 nt
Organism: Solenopsis invicta (red fire ant)
Lineage: Eukaryota; Metazoa; Arthropoda; Insecta; Hymenoptera; Formicidae
Product: 17-beta-hydroxysteroid dehydrogenase 13
Exons: 9
Coding region: 546-1475 (309 amino acids)
Cellular component (GO): lipid droplet
Molecular function (GO): oxidoreductase activity, acting on the CH-OH group of donors, NAD or NADP as acceptor
Source: RefSeq, a predicted model, not a curated record